Lasiodiplodia theobromae is the source of this 1248-nucleotide messenger RNA. RefSeq names its product Rmnd5a protein. Gene Ontology annotation, molecular function: ubiquitin protein ligase activity. The transcript is spliced from 4 exons. The coding region runs from base 1 to 1248 and encodes 415 amino acids. NCBI's taxonomy places the organism in Eukaryota, Fungi, Ascomycota, Dothideomycetes, Botryosphaeriales, Botryosphaeriaceae. Gene Ontology annotation, cellular component: nucleus; GID complex; cytoplasm. The record is from RefSeq and is a predicted model, not a curated record. Gene Ontology annotation, biological process: proteasome-mediated ubiquitin-dependent protein catabolic process.
AUGGACACGCUCAAGACCGAGCACGAGAAGCUCCAGAAGAAGGGCAACCUCAGCAAAAGCAUCAAUGACGUCCAGAAGACUAUCGAUCUGCUCAUCAAAGCCCGCGCCCAGGUCGCUGAGGACCCGGCGUCGGCGCAGAUGACGCUUGCGAAGGCGCAGGCCCCCGUCAAACAGUCGUUCGAGAAGGUCAACGAAGAUCUCAAGGAGGUCCACCAGGCGCUCGGCAAGUACGGGAAGGCUCUCGAUAAGAAAUUCAAGGACAAGCCUCUUCCGGACGCCGGAAACGAUGCCCUGUCCGCCCAUCCUAACCUCGUCAACCGCGCCAUUGCCAUGCAUCUCCUCCGCGAAGGCCAGUUCGGCGUGGCUUCGACCUUCAUCGACGAGUCGAAGGCCCGUCCUCCGAACCCUUCUUUGACAGCAAACAACCCCCACUCCUACACAACUGAACAAUGGGAAAAGGCAUUCACAGGUGGUCAGAUGGAUAGUGGUGCAUUGCAGCAGCAGUUUGCCGAGAUGUACCACAUUCUGCACGAGCUGAAGCAGCAGCAGAACCUCCAGCCGGCAAUCGCAUGGAGCAGACAACACAGCGCGCAGCUGGAGGCGCGCGGAAGCAACUUGGAGUUUGAGCUUUGCAGGUUGCAGUACGUUUGCCUAUUCAUGGGCCACGAACUGGACGGUUCCAUCUCCGAGCCUGACCAAGGUCCGCUGCGUGCGUGGGCCUACGCCAGGAGCGAGUUUGGCGCCUUCCAGUCUCGGUACUCCAAAGAGAUCCAGCAGCUUAUCGGAGCCAUGGCGUUCUGGCAGAACAUGAGCGACUCACCCUACAAGCGGACUUUCUACAACGAGCAUGCCUUCGAGGAGGUUGCCAACUCCUUCACGCGGGAAUUCUGCUCGCUCCUCGGCCUCUCAGCCGACUCACCACUGUACAUCGCCGCCACUGCUGGCGCUAUCGCACUUCCGACUCUGCUAAAGCUGCAGAGCAUCAUGCGCGAGAAAAAGACGGAAUGGACGUCCCAGAACGAGCUUCCGGUCGAAAUCCCCCUGCCACCCUCGUACUACUUCCAUUCUAUUUUCGUGUGUCCAGUGUCCAAGGAACAAACGACGGACCAGAACCCUCCGAUGAUGAUGCCCUGCGGUCACGUCAUCGCCAAGGAGUCUCUCGACAGGAUCAGCAAAGGUGCAAGGUUCAAAUGUCCGUACUGCCCGGGCGAGAGCCACCCGAGAGAUGCGAAGAAGGUGUUCUUGUAG